UGCAGCGUUACCCACCUCUAUAUCACUUGCAGCCCAUAUUGCAUUCUGGUGUUCAGAAUCUCCCCGCCAGUACUACCGAAAUUCGAUCCGAACAAUGACGUAUGACUCCGACGUUGAGGGCGGUGGUUCUGCAGACGAACGUUCACCGAUGCUAAGGAGCUCAUCUGAAGCUGCGAAACCUGCUGAGAACCAUUCAUCUUUAGGGAUGGUCUUGCACUUCUUCGGUGGUGGCAUCUACGCGCCUGAUGCAGCGACCUACGAUCCCAUUGAGAUCCUGCUCAACACUGAAGAUGCAAAAGAGAAGGACGAGCUUACCAUUAAAUGGAGAGACAAUAAACUCAGCGAGUUGAGCUUCAUUGGUGUUGUCGCUGCGCUCUUGGCAGGGGUGCUCACAUCGACAGGCAGCUGGCCUCAGGUGCUGCCCAGUGGACGUGAAUCACCGUGGCCCAUCAGGACAGCAUGGUACUGCGGCAUCAUCUUGUCACUGUUCAGUAUCUUGACGGCGGCUGAUCAGACCGUGCGACUCCAUCGCCUUUCCGCCCACCGCGACGGUCUGGAUGGCAUUCGAAGGCUGCUGGCUAAGACGAAUGGCGAACGAAAGUAUUCCAAGAAGACAGGUCGCCGAGCACCCAGUCUGCUUCAAGUCUUUACAUGGCAGAUGCCUGUCAUGUUUCUAACAACAGCUACAAUCAGUAUGAUCGUAGGCAUGUUUCUGCAUGUGUGGUCUGCUACGAGGCACCUUGAGACUUCAGAAUGGUGGGAUGACAACUCGAAGGUUGCUCUGACAUUCACAAUUGUAGCCCUUACCUCGAUUGCAUUAUUCUUCGCAGGUCAAAUCUCUUUUUACACACCAGAACAGCGUCGAGAAUGAGUCACGAAGACGUUCAACUGCACCUCGAGCACCAUGCAAACAGAAAAGCUAUACAGUCUCGAUCAAUCUGAGAGCAUUCUCUCAAAAUUUGAGGGGUGUAUCGCUCUCUAUGAAGUCUUUUGCCUGCUCACCGGCUAC
This is a messenger RNA of Macroventuria anomochaeta, 1009 nucleotides long. RefSeq lists its product as uncharacterized. The transcript is spliced from 3 exons. The record is from RefSeq and is a predicted model, not a curated record. Lineage: Eukaryota; Fungi; Ascomycota; Dothideomycetes; Pleosporales; Didymellaceae. The coding region runs from base 95 to 871 and encodes 258 amino acids.